Molecule: messenger RNA, 890 nt
Organism: Schizosaccharomyces japonicus yFS275
Lineage: Eukaryota; Fungi; Ascomycota; Schizosaccharomycetes; Schizosaccharomycetales; Schizosaccharomycetaceae
Product: hsp20-like protein
Exons: 2
Coding region: 132-560 (142 amino acids)
Source: RefSeq, a predicted model, not a curated record
ACUGCAAUAGUUGCCAUACAUACGAAAACAAAACCAAGGAUCAUAUAGUGGUGCGUCCGCUUCCUUGCGUACUUCAUUGACACACAGCUGCUAGGAGUUUCUUCAAGUACGCGUGCUUCUACCUUCCAAGGAUGUUAUUUGAUUCAUUUUUUAAUCAUUUUCUUAAUGAAGCAACUAAUGGAAGCUCGUUUGGGCACGAUAAUUUCUGGGAAAACCGUUCUGCGUUACACUGUCUUUUCGGACCGAGUUUGGAAAUUGUAGACCGAAAAAACGAAAUUGAGGUGUCUGUUGAGGUUCCUGGAAUACGUAAACAGAAUCUAAAUGUUGAUCUGAGAGGGGAUGAAUUGAGUAUUACCGGCAAAAGUGAAAAGCUGACAACUGCCACGGAUGAGCUUGUAUUGCUAAACGAGCGCUGCAACGGCAGUUUUAGACGCACAAUUAAUUUACCCGCUAAGGUGGAACCAAAUUCUGUGCAGGCCUCUUUACGUGAUGGCGUUCUCAGUAUCGUAAUGAGAAAACAAGAGACCUCAAGUGGAGCUCAUAUCAUUCCAAUCUCUUAACAAGCUAUUGUACAAACCAAAUGACUGUUACCCAAUAUCACAACAGAAUGUGAUAGAAGACCAACUUCGGCAUCAUGUCGCACGCAAUUCAAUGGGGUUAACGGUAGAUGAAUAAAUUAACGAAGUGUAUGAUGGCUAACGAACUAGAAGAACCAUUGAUAAUUGAAUUUGAACUGACGCGUAUUUGAAACUAGCACUAGAAUUAAAGUUUUAUUACGUAGCGCGUUUUACGCGACACAAAUUUCAUUUCAUCGGGAGGCAAACUGCUGACGCGUCCUUCUCACUGGGGUUUCCGACGAAGGGUCCGAAGCGCACCUUCCUAAUACCAAC